AAUAAUUUCACCAAAAAAUUAACUCCACAAAUCACAUUCAGUUUUCUCCUUUACUUUGUUUUGCCAAAGAAAAAAAGAUGUCUCUCAGGCCUGUAUUUGGUGGUCGGAAAAAUCAUGCACACCAGGUGCAUGAUCCUUAUUCCGACCACCAUGCAUAUCAGGUGCAUGAUCCUUAUUCUCAUCAUCCACAUCAAGUGCAUGAUCCUUAUUCUCAACACGCACACCAAGUGCACGACCCUUUUGCUCAUGAAGUAUGGGAUUCUUUCCACGAAUUUUAUCUCGAAAACCCUCUAGCCCUCAUAGCCCCAGCACCUGCAACGAUGGCGCAAAUCGAGUAUAAAGAAACACCAGAGGCACAUAUCUUUAGGUGUAACUUGCAUGGCUACAAGAAAGAAGACGUCAAAGUACAGGUGGAGGACGACAAAGUACUGAAGAUUACUGGGGAAACAAGGAUGAAGAAAGGAGAUAAAUGGAACCAUUAUGAAAGAAGCAGUGGGAAAUUCUUCACAUCCUUUUCACUGCCUCUGAAUUCUAGGGCUAAUUAUGUCAAGUCAUCAAUGGAAAAUGGAGUGCUCACUAUAACUGUUCCUAAGAAGGAAAUUAGCAGGAACCACCACCAUCUUAGAACUAUUCAAAUUAAUUAAUUGAAUAAAGCAUGAAUCUUAUGGUAUAAUAUAUAUGUCUUGUUUAAUUUGCUACUCCACAUAAUAUAUAUAAUAUUGUGGAAUGAGAAGUAAAAAUAAAGAGAGAAGAGUAAAAAGUUUUAGUAGUACUAUAUAAUAUGGAGAGAAGAAUUAAAAGUAGUUUGACAUAUGCUUGUGUAAUAGUAGUAGUAACUACUACAUAAAUAAAAUGUUAAUGUUUAUUA
Solanum dulcamara is the source of this 868-nucleotide messenger RNA. Its product is annotated as 18.1 kDa class I heat shock protein-like. Bases 78 to 644 code for a protein of 188 amino acids. Lineage: Eukaryota; Viridiplantae; Streptophyta; Magnoliopsida; Solanales; Solanaceae. Gene Ontology annotation, biological process: response to heat; protein folding; response to salt stress. The transcript is spliced from 2 exons. The record is from RefSeq and is a predicted model, not a curated record.